Messenger RNA from Sycon ciliatum, 1525 nucleotides. RefSeq names its product ergosterol biosynthetic protein 28 homolog. Gene Ontology annotation, molecular function: protein-macromolecule adaptor activity. Lineage: Eukaryota; Metazoa; Porifera; Calcarea; Leucosolenida; Sycettidae. Gene Ontology annotation, cellular component: membrane; endoplasmic reticulum. The record is from RefSeq and is a predicted model, not a curated record. The transcript has 5 exons. Bases 338 to 769 code for a protein of 143 amino acids.
GACUAGUAAUAGAGAGGUCGACUGAUCUGAGCUCAUGACAUGACGGUCAUGAGGUCGUUGGGUAGGUAGAUCUAGAUCUACACAGGAAAAAUCCGCUACAACUAUUACUUAGCUAUGAUCACAAUUACCAGAGAGCGAGAGUCGCGUAAGUAUUUUUGAAGGGGGUGGUUAGUUUCGCCUUCAUGUACAGUAGCAGCUACUGCAUCAGUUACUACAAGAGUAGUGCCAGCAACAAGUACUCGUAAAGACUUUCCGUGGCCCUCCGCUGAGUAGAUCUACGAGUGGGAAGUGCACUAGUGACCAGUUUUGUGACUAGGACAGCCUGGCUGAUGCAACCAUGCCCACUGCUGAAGUGUAUCCUGCCAUGAAGCUUCCAAUGCGCAUAUGGAUCGCCGUGACUGGUGUUAUGGCCAAUGUGCAAGCCGUGCAGUGCUUCUUUGGCAGUCCAACAUUCCUCGCUGAGCGUAUCUACACACAACAGCCAGAACAAGUUACACCGCUCACAGCACGUCUAUUUGGUGCAUGGAUUCUACUAGCGGGCGGUCUGCGACUGGGGUGUGCAUACAACAUCCAUAACAACCACCUAUACAACGCUACCCUUUAUUCGUACAUCUUGGCGUUUGGUCACUUCUCUACUGAGCUGGCUGUGUACAAAACAGCUGAUGUGAACUUUGGUACUGUCGCACCUCUCCUAGUGUCAGGGUUUUCCAUUCUGUGGAUGCUGAUUGGCCUGCGGUCUUUUCAAAAGUCUCAAAGCAAGACAAGCUGAUCUUCUAAUGUCUUCAGGGGAAGGGGAAGAGAACAUGUGGCAUUGCCACUCGCCUUGUCAUCUCGUGGCUCCUGGUAUUCCACCACUACAGCAGUACUUUUCGGGUUGUGGAAUUCACUCACAGCCAUAGGCAGCCAUUCACAGUGACUACACUGUGCGGCAGUCCAGCGUGUGGAUGCUGCUUGGUAUCUCUAUGUCAUGUGACAUUCUAUUCUUGUUAUAUGCUUGGUAAUUUAUUGUAGUUGAACCCGUCGUUGUCACCCAUCCAGUGUCUUGGCUGUAGCUGUCCCACGUCAGUACAUGUAAAUCCCCAUGCGAGCACGAUGAAGAUGUUCCCUUGAUAGUUGCAUAACAUGCUGGCUCGGAUACUGAGAUAGUUAUGAGAAAGUUAGGAUGAAAGACCACAUGUACAUUGUACAUUGUGUGUAAAUUUGUACACAGCUAUCAACCUACUGGAUUGUGUACUAUGACUCAACGAGACAAUCAUAUCUUGCAAAACAGUGGUCUCGAUGUCAGUGGAUGCACCAUCUGACUACAAUUAUUAUUAUAUCUCUUGCACAGCUGCGGGCCAGUUGAAUGCAGGCAUCUUCAUGCAGAACUGGAAUGCUCUAAGCCUCUUAUCAAAGCAAGAGAUGCUGUAGAGAACCGCUGCCACCCAAACUAUUGCGUAUUGCCUGCACUGCCGGUGAUAACUGUGGUCUGCAGCAAGUCAAAUGAUCUCAUCGUAUCCAGUCUGAAUUUGUUUGUGAAAGCUCA